CUAUGGCGAGGCCCCUCCGCGCCACCGGGCCGGCCCCACGCCGUGCCCGGAGCCUGCCCCGUGGCCAGGAGACGCGGGUCUCUGAGCCCGCCUGAGCGACCCCGUGGAGAUGACGGCCCCCUACCCCGGCAGUGGCGGCGGAGGCGAGGUCAAGUGCGGGGGAGGCCGUGGCGCCAGCGUCCCGUGGGACUUUCUUCCCGGGCUGAUGGUCAAGGCUCCGCCGGGACCCUGCCUGCAGGCGCAGCGCAAGGAGAAGUCCCGUAACGCGGCGCGCUCGCGGCGUGGGAAGGAGAACCUGGAGUUCUUCGAGUUGGCCAAGCUGCUCCCGCUGCCCGGCGCCAUCUCAAGCCAGCUGGACAAGGCGUCCAUCGUGCGCCUUAGUGUCACCUACCUCCGCCUGCGACGUUUCGCUGCGCUCGGGGCGCCGCCCUGGGGGUUGAGGGCUGCGGGGCCGCCGGCUGGCCUGGCGCCAGGCCGCCGGGGCCCCACCGCACUGGUCUCCGAGGUCUUCGAGCAACACCUGGGAGGACACAUCUUGCAGUCCCUGGACGGCUUCGUGUUCGCCUUGAACCAGGAGGGGAAAUUCCUCUACAUCUCCGAGACCGUCUCCAUCUACCUGGGGCUCUCACAGGUGGAGCUGACGGGCAGCAGCGUCUUCGACUACAUCCAUCCUGGGGACCAUUCCGAGGUGCUGGAGCAACUGGGGCUGCGGGCCCGCACCCACGGGCCCCCCACCCCACCCUCCGUCUCCUCCUCCUCUUCUUCCUCUUCCUCCUCGCUUGCGGAUACUCCUGAAGCCGAGGCCAGCCCCACUGCGGCGCCCCCCUCUCGCGUCCAGGAGCGCUCCUUCUUCAUCCGCAUGAAGUCCACCCUCACCAAGAGGGGGCUGCACGUCAAGGCUUCGGGGUACAAGGUCAUCCACGUGACCGGGCGCCUGCGGGCCCGCGCCCUGGGCCUUGUGGCCCUGGGCCACACGUUGCCCCCCGCCCCACUGGCUGAGCUGCCUCUGCACGGACACAUGAUCGUCUUCCGUCUCAGCCUGGGUCUCACCAUCCUUGCCUGUGAGAGCAGAGUCAGUGAGCACAUGGACCUGGGCCCCUCAGAGCUGGUGGGUCGCAGCUGCUACCAGUUUGUCCAUGCACAGGACGCCACCAGCAUCCGCCAAAGCCACCUGGACCUGCUGGACAAGGGCCAGGUGAUGACUGGUUACUACCGCUGGCUGCAGCGCGCAGGUGGCUUUGUGUGGCUGCAGUCCGUGGCCACCGUGGCUGGGAGUGGGAAGAGCCCCGGGGAACACCAUGUGCUCUGGGUCAGCCACGUGCUCAGCCAAGCCGAGGGUGGCCAGACACCUCUGGACGCCUUCCAGCUUCCAGCCAGCGUGGCCUGUGAGGACGCGUCCAGCCCCCGGCCAGAGCCCACAGAGCCAGAGCCUCCAGUGCAAGGGAAGAAAGGGAAGCAGGCGGUCCCCCGGGAAAAGGAGGAGGCACCCCAGACACGCAGCAAACGCAUUAAAGUGGAGGCUGGCCAGAGGGAAACUACAGGCUCCGAGGACAGCGGGGAGGAGGAGCCGUCAGGCCAUCCAGCACCCCGGCCUGAGUUCACCUCUGUCAUCCGGGCCGGGGCUCUGAAACAGGACCCUGUGCGGCCAUGGGGCCUGACACCUCCCGGGGACCCCCCACCUUCCAUCCUCCACGCAGGCUUCCUGCCGCCCGUGGUGCGGGGCCUGUGCACACCCAGCACCAUCCGAUACGGCCCGGCUGAGCUGGGCCUCAUUUACCCGCACCUGCAGAGGCUGGGCCCGGGGCCCGCCCUCCCCGAGGCCUUCUACCCCACCCUGGGCCUGCCAUUCGCGGGGCCCACGGGCACCAGGGUGCCGCGGAAGGGAGACUGAAGGCUGGGAGAGCGGCUGUAGAACUGGACCUGGGGCCGGGUGGGACCCCAAGAGGACCAGGCAUGGCUCUCGCCCCUCGGCAGCCCCUGAGAUUAAAUGCCUGCGCUCCUGGCUGUGGCUUGGUCUCCGGAAGAAGCGGCUCCUCCCACAUUUCCAGAUCCUUCCAGUGAUGUCCACCUGUGUCCGUCCCUGCCCCCCUCCCUCGGUUCCACC
Tupaia belangeri chinensis (Chinese tree shrew) is the source of this 2104-nucleotide messenger RNA. RefSeq names its product neuronal PAS domain protein 1 (gene NPAS1). Gene Ontology annotation, molecular function: DNA-binding transcription factor activity, RNA polymerase II-specific; RNA polymerase II transcription regulatory region sequence-specific DNA binding; protein dimerization activity. Gene Ontology annotation, biological process: regulation of transcription by RNA polymerase II. The record is from RefSeq and is a predicted model, not a curated record. The transcript is spliced from 12 exons. NCBI's taxonomy places the organism in Eukaryota, Metazoa, Chordata, Mammalia, Scandentia, Tupaiidae. Bases 110 to 1891 code for a protein of 593 amino acids.